Penicillium cataractarum is the source of this 1881-nucleotide messenger RNA. RefSeq names its product aminopeptidase P (gene ampp). Lineage: Eukaryota; Fungi; Ascomycota; Eurotiomycetes; Eurotiales; Aspergillaceae. Gene Ontology annotation, molecular function: metalloaminopeptidase activity. The transcript is spliced from 9 exons. The record is from RefSeq and is a predicted model, not a curated record. Bases 1 to 1881 code for a protein of 626 amino acids.
AUGGGGACCGUGAAUACUACAGACCGCCUGUCGCAGCUGCGACAGCUGAUGAAGGAGCACAAUGUGGAUGUUUACAUCGUUCCUUCAGAGGAUAGUCACCAGUCCGAGUACAUUGCGCCCUGCGACGGCCGCCGAGAAUUCAUUUCCGGUUUCUCUGGCUCCGCCGGUACUGCGAUCAUCUCUCUGAGCAAAGCUGCCCUCUCCACCGACGGACGCUACUUCAACCAGGCCGCGAAGCAGCUGGAUAGCAACUGGCACCUCCUGAAGCGGGGCAUUGAGGGCGUCCCCACGUGGCAGGAAUGGACAACGGAGCAGGCCCAGGGUGGCAAGGCCGUGGGUGUUGACCCUUCUUUGAUCACGGCCUCCGGCGCGCGCAAGCUUGCAGAGACCCUGGAGAAGAACGGUUCCUCCUUGGUGGGAAUUCAACAAAACUUGGUCGACCUGGUUUGGGGCAAGGACCGUCCCUCGCGGCCUCGUGAGAAGGUGCGCGCCCACCCGGUGAAGUAUGCUGGCAAGUCGUUCCAGGAGAAGGUCGCGGACCUGCGCAAGGAACUGGAGAUGAAGAAAAAGGCCGGUUUUGUUAUUUAUUGCGUGGUUGUUCAACUUGAGAGGGAGCGAGUGAGUUUCCCUAGCAGCGUUCAUCAUUGGCACCCAUUGACCUCAACCAGCAUCCCCUAUAACCCUGUCUUCUUCUCUUACGCCAUCAUCACUCCCACUACUGCCGAACUUUACGUCGAGGCGGACAAGCUGACCCCCGAGGUAACCGCUCAGCUGGGCCAGGAUGUGGUCGUCAAGCCAUACGAGUCCAUCUUCGCUGACGCCAAGGCUCUCAGCACGGCGCGCAGCCAGGCGACUGACGAGGCGCCCAAGAAGUUCCUGCUGUCCAACAAGGCCUCUUGGGCUCUGAGCCUCAAUCUCGGUGGUGAGGAACAGGUGGAGGAGACCCGCAGCCCCAUCGGUGAUGCUAAGGCUGUCAAGAAUGAGGCCGAGCUCGAGGGAAUGCGCGCAUGCCACAUUCGUGAUGGCGCCGCCUUGACCGAGUACUUUGCUUGGCUAGAAAACGAGCUUGUCAACAAGAAGACUGUCCUCGAUGAGGUCGAUGCUGCCGACAAGCUGGAGCAGAUUCGCACCAAGCACGAGCUCUUUGCCGGUCUGUCGUUCGAUACCAUCUCCUCUACCGGCCCCAAUGGUGCGGUGAUUCACUACAAGCCUGAGAAGGGAAGCUGCUCAAUUAUUGAUCCCACUGCCAUCUAUCUUUGCGACUCUGGCUGCCAGUACUUGGAUGGAACCACCGACACCACCCGCACAUUCCACUUUGGCCAGCCUACCGAGUUCGAGAAGCAGGCUUUCACCCUAGUCCUAAAGGGUAUGAUUGCCAUCGACACUGCUGUGUUCCCCAAGGGCACGAGUGGCUUUGCUAUUGAUGUUCUGGCCCGCCAGUUCCUGUGGAAAGAAGGCCUGGAUUACCUCCACGGUACUGGUCACGGUGUUGGCUCCUACCUGAACGUCCACGAGGGCCCCAUGGGCAUUGGUACCCGCGUUCAGUACACCGAAGUUCCCAUCGCUGCCGGAAACGUGCUUUCGGAUGAACCCGGUUACUACGAGGACGGCAAGUUUGGUAUUCGUAUUGAGAACAUUGUCAUGGCCCAUGAGGUCAAGACCGCCCACAAGUUUGGUGACAAGCAGUGGCUCGGCUUUGAGCACGUUACUAUGACCCCUAUUGGUCGCAACCUCAUCGAGCCAUCUCUGCUGACUGAUGCCGAGCUCAAGUGGCUGAAUGACUACCACGCCGAGGUAUGGGAUAAGACCCACCACUACUUCAAGGAAGAUGAGUUGUCUCGGAAGUGGCUUGAGCGUGAGACCCAGCCCAUCUCGAAAUAG